CAUCACCAGCUAUCUGCUCGUGAGGUUGCUGAACAUCAGUCAAUCUCCAAGCGAUGCGCUGCAUCAGCUGGCGCUUUCACCGUAGCGCGCAAGCAGCGCUCUCUAGCCAAGCACAAUGCUCUUGUUACUAAAGACACCAACGUUACCAUUCACACCUCAUUUCCUUUCUACGACACGAUCCAGAACGACACAUGCAUUCUCAUUCCCGAGGUUACUGCUGGACCAUACGUCUGGCCUCAGUCCGAUACACUUCGUCAAGAUAUGAGUGAGGGUCAAGCCGAUGUCCCGAUCUACCUCAACAUCGGUGUUCUCAACACGAACACUUGUGAGCCUGCACCUAACGUAUUGAUUGAUCUGUGGCACUGCAAUGCCACUGGUAGCUACUCGUCCUUCGAGGCCCUCUCCCCCAACAGCCCCUUCGAACAGCCUUUUGAGCAACUCAACGUAACUAUCGGCGCCGGCACACUCGACCUCCACCGGCAAAAGUACCUUCCUACGCGGAAUGUGACCCACCGACGACAACAGUGUGAUGGAGAUGAAGACUGUCUUCCCGGGUUUCUACAUCGAGCGCACGAUUCACGUUCACGUCCGUUCGCACACAAACUGGACCGUCCGCGGCAACGGCACUAUCGUGUCUAGCAACAUCGUCUCCACGGGACAGCUGUUCUUCGAGGAGGACUUGAGUGCGCAGAUCAUGGGUAUGGAGCCAUAUGCUAGCCACACAUAGAUCAACCGCAUGCUGUCGACAGCAUCUGCUCUAGCGAGAUGACGACUGAAUGGAGCCCGAACUGUGCUUGACGGUGUUGAUGUGGCGAAUGGUAUGGUUGGGUAUAUCACACUGGGUGUCGAUCUUACGGCUACGAGCUCUGAGGGAAGUGCUGCUCCCUCUGGCACGAUGACCUCGGGUGCCACGCCUUCUGGUACUUCUGCUUAGGUCGAAUGCCUCCGAAGGAAGAGUUAUAUGAUUGGGUGCUGUUUUGAUAGCGUAACGUUCAGAAGUGUGUAGACAAACGCAGUACAUCACGUAUGUGUGGACAUUGACGGUUUUGAAUAAAUCGUGGCGGCGUGGGCCGCUGUAGUAUACUGAUAGCUACGGUAAACGAUAACGUAGGACUAUCAGGGCGAUG
Molecule: messenger RNA, 1127 nt
Organism: Macroventuria anomochaeta
Lineage: Eukaryota; Fungi; Ascomycota; Dothideomycetes; Pleosporales; Didymellaceae
Exons: 2
Molecular function (GO): oxidoreductase activity, acting on single donors with incorporation of molecular oxygen, incorporation of two atoms of oxygen; iron ion binding
Source: RefSeq, a predicted model, not a curated record